AUGGAUGGCGCUUCAAUUACAGCAGCCGCGCUGAAAUCUCAGGGAGUUGAGUACAUGUUCGGCGUUGUCGGUUUUCCGGUAAUUGAAGUCGGAAUGGCUGCACAAGCGCACGGAAUCAAAUUCAUUGGGUGUCGAAAUGAGCAAGCGGCGGCUUAUGCUGCUCAAGCAAUGGGAUAUCUCACCGGAAAACCGGUUGCACUUCUUGUCGUUUCGGGACCCGGCAUUCUUCACGCAAUCGGCGGCCUAGCGAACGCCACAAUUAAUUGUUGGCCGGUGAUUUGUAUUGGAGGGUCCGCUGACAUCGAGUUCGAAAAUCGCGGAGCAUUUCAAGAGUGGGCUCAGCAGGAAUCCGUGAGAAACUCGUGCAAGCAUGUGAGUAGGCCAACGACAUUGGAAACUAUUCCGGCUCACAUUGAGAAGGCGGUUCGAUGUGCAAUGUACGGAAGGCCUGGAGCGGUGUACGUCGAUUUGCCAGGAAAUCUCGUUCUCACCUCAACUGAAAACGACAUCCAUUACCCACCGCAAGUUGCGCUUCCCGCGCCAGUUUCAAUACCGCCACCAACCGUCAUUCAAAAUGCCAUCGACGUUCUGAAAUCGGCGCAGAAGCCGCUGGUGAUUGUUGGAAAAGGAGCCGCCUGGUCGGAACGCGGUGCCACACAAGUUCAACAAUUUCUGACAAAAUCGAAACUGCCUUGGCUGGCCACACCUGGUGGAAAAGGCGUCUGCUCAGAUAUUCAUCCGAGAUUCAUUGGACAAGCUCGCUCGUUGGCUCUCCGCGAGGCCGACACUAUUUUCCUGAUCGGCGCUCGACUCAACUGGAUCCUCCAUUUUGGGCUGCCGCCGCGUUUUCAAAAGAAUGUUCGAGUCAUUCAAAUCGACAUUUGUCCUGAGGAAUUCCAUCAAAAUGUCAAAACCGAGGUCGCGUUGCUUGGCGAUAUCGGAGAGACGUUGGCGGCUAUGAAUCCUCGUUUGGGAGAAUGGAGCUAUAAUGAGAAUAGCGAAUGGUUUGUGAAGUUGAGGGAAAAUGCUAAAAAGAACAAAAAUCUUGUCGAGAAAAUGGCCGAAGAUCACUCAACGCCGUUGAAUUAUUACGCUGCUUAUCAUCCGAUUCGCGACUUCCUUGCGAAACAUGAUGUGAUUGUGAUCAACGAAGGUGCAAAUACAAUGGAUAUUGGACGAACAAUGAUGCCGUCGAGAUUGCCAAAGCGUCGUUUGGACGCGGGCACAUUUGGGACAAUGGGCGUCGGACAGGGUUAUGCUCUUGCGGCGGCACUCUGGACUCGCGAUCACUCACCAAACACCAAAGUUUUGGUUGUUCAAGGCGACAGCGCUUUCGGUUUCUCUGGAAUGGAGCUCGAAACGAUUGCGCGCUACAAAUUGCCAAUUGUGACAGUGAUCAUUAACAACAGCGGAAUUUAUCGAGGCUUGCUUCCCGAAGACGACAAGGCAAUUGAAGGCGAUCGGACCCUUGGACUUCCUGUACUCUCGCUGACUGCCGAAUGCAACUACGAGAAGAUGUGCGAAGCAUUUGGCGGUCAAGGAUUCCUGGCGCGCACGGUUCCCGAAAUUCGCGAUUCUCUUGAGAAGGCGUUCCGAAAAACCGAUGGUCCCUCUCUUAUCAAUGUGUUGAUCUCGACAGACUCUGAACGAAAACCGCAAGCCGAUCAUUGGCUGACGCGAUCAAAAAUGUGA
Messenger RNA from Caenorhabditis bovis, 1692 nucleotides. Lineage: Eukaryota; Metazoa; Nematoda; Chromadorea; Rhabditida; Rhabditidae. The record is from the annotation of a GenBank genome assembly.